Molecule: messenger RNA, 510 nt
Organism: Saitoella complicata NRRL Y-17804
Lineage: Eukaryota; Fungi; Ascomycota; Saitoellomycetes; Saitoellales; Saitoellaceae
Exons: 2
Coding region: 1-510 (169 amino acids)
Cellular component (GO): nucleus
Source: RefSeq, a predicted model, not a curated record
AUGCCGAAGAAGAGGUCUAUGAAGGAUAUUGGAAAGCAGGAUGAGAUCCAUCCUUCUUCACGAAGAUUUACUCAGCUCAACCGCGUUGUGUUGCGAGACGACAAGUUGGCGAGGAUGAACCACCUGCGGCAUAAAAGCAAGAACAACCAGGUGAGUCGAGCAAUUGUCUUCAAGCUGGCCUUGGAAGAAGCAAAAGUCACCACCUUCACCGAAGCCCAAAUCCACGAAGUCAUCCAACAAUACAUUGCCCGCAAAGACGUCGAGCUAGCAGAGGAAAAAGCAAAGCGAAGACCAGGACGUCCACCAACAGCCAAGCAGCAGCAAUUAACAAUGUCAAUAGAGCAGGAGAAGAAAGAGUACGAGACCGGGUUUUAUUGUCCUGAUUUGAGGGAUGCGGAGAGUUGUGAGCAAAUUAUAUUGUGGAGUGGGGAUUUCAAUGCGUUGCCGAGGAUUAAGUUUACGAGGUUUUCGAAGCCAAAGGAGGAGACGGUUGAGGUUAUGCAGGAGUAG